This is a messenger RNA of Olea europaea var. sylvestris, 747 nucleotides long. Its product is annotated as iron-sulfur assembly protein IscA-like 1, mitochondrial. The transcript has 3 exons. Gene Ontology annotation, biological process: iron-sulfur cluster assembly. Gene Ontology annotation, molecular function: 2 iron, 2 sulfur cluster binding. Lineage: Eukaryota; Viridiplantae; Streptophyta; Magnoliopsida; Lamiales; Oleaceae. The record is from RefSeq and is a predicted model, not a curated record. The coding region runs from base 139 to 513 and encodes 124 amino acids. Gene Ontology annotation, cellular component: mitochondrion; cytoplasm.
GAAACAAAAGGAUCGACGAGGUUUUUGUUGGAGCAGUAAUCAGGAGACAUUUUUCCAUUCUGUCGGGGACGAAAAUAAAGAACUGUCUGGCUUUUGCAAUUCUCAGGAUUCGGUGAACUUGUGAAGGAAUAUCGGGCCAUGAGAAAGCAAGUUCUAUCUCUAACGGAAAUCGCGGCGGUCAGAAUACGCCACCUUUUAGAGCAGCGCCAACGUGAUUUCCUCAAGCUUGGUGUCAAGGCUCGUGGCUGCAACGGCUUAUCCUACACUCUCAAUUAUGCCGAUGAGAAAAGCAAAUUUGAUGAGUUGGUUGAAGACAAAGGUGUGAAGAUAUUGAUUGAUCCGAAGGCCCUCAUGCAUGUCGUUGGAACCAAGAUGGAUUUUGUUGACGACAAACUGAGGUCAGAGUUCAUAUUCAUCAACCCAAAUUCUAAAGGGCAGUGUGGCUGCGGAGAAUCUUUUAUGACAGUGAGCAACUCGAAUGCAGCUAAGCGCAGUGGUGAAUCAGGAACAUAAGUCAUCUUGGCUUGGAUACUUGAUUUACAUUUCUAAUUUAUAAGGAUUCCAGUAUCUGAAAAUGCAAGAAAAACAGUUAAGGAUGUAUUUUGGGAGUUUUAAUUUGGUGUUAUUGUAACCAAGUGUAUGUCAGAUGUUCCUAUUUGCUCUGGUUAUGUAUAUUUUGUUGGUGAAUUGGCUUCACUACAUUCAUGAUGUAGAUGAAUGAAAUAAGAAAUUUCCUCAUUUUAUUUC